UGCUCUGGAACGAGCUCUGGAACUACACGACAACUCAGGAUGGACACCAAGAUUCAGCUGAACUGGAUGGCAGUAUGUCUGUUUCUCACACUACCAGGGUCCCUUGCUCAGAGCCCUACCACCACACACCCCAAAGUGACUCAGGUGGCGAAUGUUACUGCCGCUCCCUCUCCAGCCAGAACUGGUGCGCCUACACAUCCCUCCUGUCCUGUUGAGCUCAACCCUCCCAGAGUAGUGGUGAGAUAUGGAGACUCAGUCUCAGUCAACUGCACAUCAUCCACAGACCCCGAGGGGAUGGGGUGGGAGGCCACGUACGGAGAUACAGGUUUGCAUGGAAAUGUAAACUUUGUCACCUGGACGGUGAGAAGCCUCAUGGACUGGACAAUAGAACCUAAAUGCUACGUCAAGUCACAAAAUGGAAGUCAGUGUACAGAGAUUCUCUCUGUCAUUCUCUAUAAGACUCCAGACAGCGUGUCUAUCUCUCCUCUGAGCCACUCUGGUCCAAUGAUGGAGGGGAAGGAGUACCAGCUGCAGUGUGACAUCCAGAACAUCGCUCCUCUACAGAACCUGGUUGUGAGGUGGUACAAAGGGAAUGAAACUAUAGAGACUCAAAGGUUUAAUGACUCCACAAAGGAAUCAGUGAAUAUGUCCUCCACUAUCACCAUCACCCACAGAAGAUAUGAGGGUGAAGUAGAGUACAGAUGUGAGGCAGAGCUGGACCUGGGACCAGAGGGACCAAAACCUUCUGUCUUUUCAUCAAAACCUCUUAAUGUUACUGUUUACUGGUCCCUUGCUCAGAGCCCUACCACCACACACCCCAAUCGACCGGUGAAAGUGACUCCCUCUCCAGCCAGAACUGCUCACACAAACAAGUCAACAACACCCACGGCUAAGUCCUUAACCGCCACAGUGACACCAUCUCCAACCACCUCUGAAAAAACCACCAUCUUUUCUCCUGUUGCCUGGGACGCAAAGUGGGAUGAACCAUUCAAUUAUGACUACUACUUCCUCCGUGUUGUUGGUCUGUCUAUGGCUGCAGCGCUCUUCAUCCUGGGUAUUAUGGUCAUUAGCUGUGGUAAAGUAUGCCGGAUGCCUAGGUGUCAUGUGGGCACAGGGAAGUCGUACCAAGUGGCCAGAGAGUAGUGAGGGGACAAACAUGUUACUGAGUGGCCUCAAGACACCAAAAGAGUUCAUCAGAGAGACAUGGAGAAACAACACUGAUACAACAGACAUUAUCGACCAUGUGCGUGUGUACGUUUGAGUUUGAGUUUAUUUUUACUGGGACAGUGCACAUUAUGUGUGUGUGAAAACGUUGUUGGACAAAACUCUGCGUCUGUCAUUUCAGAGAUGAGAACGUGAUAUGUGUUUCAUGUGCCUUUCCCACAGACUGCAAGUGAGACUCACUCAACAUUAUGAAAUUACCCAUCCCUCACUCUUCUAAAGACUUACCUGUAGUUUUGAAUGCAAGUUUUAUUAUACUUUGGCA
Messenger RNA from Salmo salar (Atlantic salmon), 1486 nucleotides. RefSeq names its product FXYD domain containing ion transport regulator 5a (gene fxyd5a). The record is from RefSeq and is marked provisional. NCBI's taxonomy places the organism in Eukaryota, Metazoa, Chordata, Actinopteri, Salmoniformes, Salmonidae. Gene Ontology annotation, molecular function: ion channel regulator activity; integrin binding. Gene Ontology annotation, biological process: regulation of monoatomic ion transport; cell-cell adhesion. Gene Ontology annotation, cellular component: membrane.